Messenger RNA from Sphaeramia orbicularis (orbiculate cardinalfish), 3196 nucleotides. It is a transcript of the gene pygb, whose product is annotated as phosphorylase, glycogen; brain. Gene Ontology annotation, biological process: glycogen catabolic process. Gene Ontology annotation, molecular function: glycogen phosphorylase activity; pyridoxal phosphate binding. The record is from RefSeq and is a predicted model, not a curated record. Lineage: Eukaryota; Metazoa; Chordata; Actinopteri; Kurtiformes; Apogonidae. The transcript is spliced from 20 exons. Gene Ontology annotation, cellular component: cytoplasm. Bases 165 to 2711 code for a protein of 848 amino acids.
GCCCCGCCCACUCCACAGCUGGCAGCUGUUUGUUAGUUUGUUUGGGUGUAGGAGUGGGUGGGACUUGUACUUGUUUUUCCGGCUCCACCUGAGCUCCAGGUGCGUCCGCGGCGGCUCGUCCGGCCUCAGUCCGCCUCUGAGCCUCCUCCGCCGGCUGUGGGAACAUGGCGGUCCCGCUCACGGACCAGGAGAGGCGGAAGCAGAUCAGCGUGCGGGGCAUCGCGGGACUCGGGGACGUGGCGGAGGUGAAGAGCAGCUUCAACAGACACCUGCACUUCACCCUGGUCAAGGACCGCAAUGUGGCCACCCCCCGGGACUACUACUUCGCCCUGGCGCACACCGUCCGGGACCACCUGGUGGGCCGCUGGAUCCGGACCCAGCAGUACUACUACGAGAAGGACCCGAAGAGGGUCUAUUAUCUGUCUCUGGAGUUCUACAUGGGACGGACUCUGCAGAACACCAUGAUCAACCUGGGUCUGCAGACAGCCUGCGAUGAAGCCAUCUACCAGUUGGGUUUGGACAUUGAGGAGCUGGAGGAAAUGGAGGAAGACGCCGGUCUGGGAAACGGAGGACUGGGUCGACUGGCAGCAUGCUUUCUGGACUCCAUGGCGACCCUCGGUCUGGCGGCGUACGGCUACGGGAUCCGCUAUGAGUUCGGGAUCUUCAACCAGAAGAUCAGGAACGGAUGGCAGUUGGAGGAGGCAGAUGAUUGGCUGAGAUAUGGAAACCCGUGGGAGAAGGCCAGACCGGAGUACAUGCUGCCGGUUCACUUCUACGGACGGGUGGAGAAACGGGAGGGUGGAGGCGUGGACUGGGUCGAUACGCAGGUUAUCCUGGCGAUGCCAUAUGACACACCCGUCCCUGGUUACCGUAACAACACGGUGAACACCAUGAGACUGUGGUCGGCCAAAGCUCCAGAUGACUUCAAACUCCACAACUUUAACGUUGGAGAUUACAUUGAGGCUGUUCUGGACAGGAACCUGGCAGAGAACAUCUCCAGAGUCCUGUAUCCCAACGACAACUUCUUCGAGGGGAAGGAGCUCCGUCUCAAACAGGAAUACUUUGUGGUGGCGGCGACGCUGCAGGACAUCAUCCGCAGGUUCAAGUCGUCCAAGUUCGGCUGCAGAGACCCGGUCAGGACGUCCUUCGACACCUUCCCCAAAAAGGUGGCCAUCCAACUCAACGACACUCAUCCGGCUCUGGCCAUUCCUGAGCUGAUGAGGAUCCUGGUGGACGUGGAGAAACUGGACUGGGAGAAGGCGUGGGACAUCACCUGUCGCACGUGUUCGUACACCAACCACACAGUUCUUCCUGAGGCUCUGGAGCGUUGGCCCGUUUACAUGUUCGAGAAGCUGCUGCCCAGACACCUGCUCAUCAUCUACGACAUCAACCAGAGACACCUGGACAGAAUCGCCGCUCUGUUUCCUGGUGACGUGGACCGUCUUCGUCGGAUGUCUUUGAUCGAAGAAGGCGAUCCGAAGAGGAUCAACAUGGCUCACCUGUGCGUGGUCGGAUCCCACGCCGUCAACGGUGUCGCUCAGAUCCACACUGACAUCGUCAAGGAGACUGUGUUUAGAGACUUCCAUGAGGUGGAUCCUGACAAGUUCCAGAAUAAAACAAACGGUAUCACGCCUCGCCGCUGGCUGCUGCUGUGUAACCCCGGCCUGUCAGACGUCAUCUCUGAGCGAAUCGGUGAAGACUUCGUCAUUGACCUCCAGCAGCUGAAGAAACUUCUGGAGUUUGUGGAUGACGAGGCUUUUAUCAGAGACGUGGCCAAAGUCAAACAGGAGAACAAGCUGAAGUUCGCAUCGUUCCUGCAGAAGCAGAACCAGAUCCAGGUGGACCCAGAGUCCCUGUUCGACGUCCAGGUGAAGCGGAUCCAUGAGUACAAGAGGCAGCUGUUGAACUGUCUGCACGUCAUCACCCUCUACAACCGGAUUAAACUGGAUCCCCAGAGACAUUUUGUCCCUCGGACGGUGAUGAUCGGUGGAAAGGCGGCUCCAGGUUACCACAUGGCCAAACUGAUCAUCAAACUCAUCACGUCUGUGGGUCAUGUGAUCAAUAAUGACCCAGCGGUGGGAAACAGGCUGAAGCUGAUUUACCUGGAAAACUACAGAGUGUCUUUAGCAGAGAGAGUGAUCCCGGCCGCUGACCUGUCGGAGCAGAUCUCCACGGCUGGAACAGAAGCUUCCGGAACAGGAAACAUGAAGUUCAUGCUGAACGGAGCGCUGACCAUCGGCACCAUGGAUGGAGCCACGGUGGAGAUGGCCCAGGAGGCCGGAGAGGAAAACCUGUUCAUCUUCGGAAUGCGAGUGUCCGACGUAGAGGAGGUGGACAAGAAGGGGUACGACGCCAGAGAGUUCUACGAGCGUCUGCCGGAGCUCAAACUGGCCGUGGACCAGAUCCAGAACGGAUUCUUCAAUCCAGAAAAACCGGACCUAUUCAAAGACCUGGUGGACAUGCUCCUGAACCACGACAGGUUCAAGGUCUUUGCGGAUUUCGAGUCCUAUGUCUCGUGUCAGGACAGAGUCAGUCUGCUCUUCCAGAACCCCAGGGCCUGGACCCAGAUGGUGAUCCGAAACAUCGCCUCCUCUGGGAAAUUCUCCAGCGACCGGACCAUCCGACAGUACGCCACGGAGAUCUGGGGUGUGGAACCGUCCGACGUGACAAUCCCUCCGCCUAAUGAACCACCCUUCAAGGCCCAGGACUGAGGAGACCAGGUUGGCCUGGGGCUGAGGAGACCGUCCACAUCCAGGUCGGACACAGUUUAAGAAUCCAGGGUUAGGGUUAGGGGUCUGGACCCAGGCAGCUCCGUUGACCUUGAAUGUCUGAAUCAGGUCGACACUGGACACAUUAACCAGAUAUUUACUGUAAAACCUCAGUUCAUCUGCGUCCAAUCCUUUGACUGCUUUUGACAGAAGUAGAACAGAUGAGGUCGAUGAUAGUUUUAACUCCGAAAUUGACAUAAAACUCAUUUUCUUUCUAUUCAGAUUUUUCAAGUCUGGCUAAAAGUUGAUGUGAGUGAAUAAAUAAAUGAAUGUAAUUAAAGUAUCAUUGUCUUAAAAUGAGCUGCACAUUGGGAUGAAAAACUCCAAAAGUUUGUGUGUUUGAUUUAAAAUAAUUUUUUUAAAAAGUGAGUGGAAAUGUUUGACAUAUUUGGACGUAAACCUGAAUAAAGUGGGAUUUAAACUGUUAA